CGGCGCUCGGAGGGACGCAGGCGAAAGGAAUUUUUCCCGAGAGCAGCCUCGGCUUCACUUCAGUUGUUGUCCAGACUCCCGGCCGGACUCGUCGUCGCUUUCAGCCAUUCUCCUACUGCACCCCCCGUCGGUCCGAGCGCCCGCAGCCCUCCCGCGAGGGCGCCCCGGGAACGGAAGGACCCAGCAGCCUGUCGGCGCCCGCCGCUCUCGUGGUCGCCGUCGCGGUCGUCGUCGUGGUGGUCUCGGCCGUCGCCUGGGCCAUGGCCAACUACAUCCACGUCCCGCCCGGCUCCCCGGAGGUGCCCAAGCUGGACGUCACGGUGCAGGACCAGGAGGAGCAGCGCUGCCGGGAGGGGGCCCUGAGCCUCCUGCAGCACCUGCGGCCGCACUGGGACCCUCAGGAGGUGACCCUGCAGGUCUUCACAGAUGGAAUCACAAAUAAACUUAUUGGCUGUUAUGUGGGUAAUGCAAUGGAGGAUGUAGUUUUGGUGCGAAUUUAUGGCAAUAAGACUGAGUUGUUAGUCGAUCGAGAUGAAGAAGUGAAGAGUUUCCGAGUGUUACAGGCUCAUGGUUGUGCACCACAACUCUACUGUACCUUCAAUAAUGGACUAUGCUAUGAAUUUAUACAGGGAGAAGCAUUGGAUCCAAAGCAUGUCUGCAACCCUGCCAUUUUCAGGCUAAUUGCACGUCAGCUUGCUAAAAUUCAUGCUAUUCAUGCACAUAAUGGCUGGAUUCCCAAAUCUAAUUUAUGGCUGAAGAUGAGGAAAUACUUCUCUCUCAUUCCCACAGGAUUUGCAGAUGAAGAUCUUAAUAAAAGGUUCCUAAGUGAUAUUCCAAGCUCCCAGAUUCUUCAGGAAGAGAUGAAUUGGAUGAAGAGGAUUCUUUCCAACCUGGGCUCACCUGUUGUGCUUUGCCAUAAUGACCUACUGUGUAAGAAUAUAAUCUACAAUGAGAAACAAGGUGAUGUACAGUUCAUUGAUUAUGAAUAUUCUGGAUACAACUACCUGGCAUAUGAUAUUGGAAAUCAUUUCAAUGAAUUUGCAGGUGUGAGUGAUGUAGAUUAUAGUCUCUACCCAAGUAGAGAACUUCAGGACCAGUGGCUGCGUUCUUACCUUGAAGCCUACAAAGAAUAUAAAGGCUUUGGGACUGAAGUUACUGAAAAGGAGGUAGAAAUACUCUUCAUUCAAGUCAAUCAGUUUGCUUUGGCUUCUCAUUUCUUUUGGGGAUUGUGGGCUUUGAUUCAAGCCAAAUAUUCCACUAUUGAGUUCGAUUUCCUUGGAUAUGCAAUUGUUCGUUUUAACCAGUACUUUAAAAUGAAGCCUGAAGUGACUGCAUUAAAAAUGCCUGAGUAAAGAUGUAAUUAUUCUCAAGUAGCUGAACAAUGCUUGUGAAUCUUUUCUUGAGAAAUUCCGAAAAGCCAAUUAUUUGUUAAGAUUCUGUUAUUUAAUUUGGUUAUCUUGCUUUACAAAUUAUGCCUCUAUCAACCAAUUUGUUUUUUAAAUGGACUGAAUGAUGUAAAAAAGAUAUAUAUACCUACUGCUGUCAGUAUGCAGUACAUUAGAAAUUUGUUAAAUCUACAAAAUAGGUAUAAAGAUGUCAAUUUAAUCUUUUUGAUAAUUUAAUUUGCUAUAUGUGAAUUAUUUAUUAUAAAUGUAACAUGGUUCUGUGACUGCUUUAAUCUAUCUCAUCCGUUAAGUGUAAGCAAUGAAAAUGUUCCAGAAGAAACUUUUUUUUUUUACUUUAAGAUUAAUUUUAGUUAAAAGUUCUAGAUGUUCAUUGUAACUUUUUUAUCUUGAUACACUGUAAGUAAAAUGGAUCAUUUACUCUUGAAAUGCCAGAUAUAGAUUACUUAGGAUGUUCUUGGAAAAAUACCUGUCUAGGAGUGUGGGAUACAUUCACUAUCUAUGGUAGUGGAACAUCUUUUUGAACUGAAUAUUGGAAACUGUUUCGUUGGGGGGAAUUUACCUUAGAAUUUAAUUCUCCUCUUCCUACAGAGUCUGGCAGUAUAAAUAUUUACUGUAUAAUCCUAGAAUAGAUAUGAGAUUUUGUGUCCCCAAAAUUUGUAUUCAGUAAUGUUCUCAUAUACUAAAUGUGGCCAUUUAAGUUACUAGUUUACUUUUAAGAUUUUAGUGUAUCAAGUUUUUUCUAACCAAAUGUUUUGUUUUACAUAUUGAGAUGUUCUAUGUCUUUGUUAAUAAAUAAUAGUAGAACAAUUGCUAAUUAAAAAAAAAAAAAGAUAGAACACUUGGGAACAAGAAAAUGUCAGUUAGAUUAAUUCUAUUUUACCCCUGUAGAUUCAUUUUUUACAUUUGGUUUCAUGUUUUAGUUUGGCUUCAUAUCUUUGGAAUGAUAGCAAAUGAUUGCUUGAUAGAUACAUGUAGGUUCAGAGAAGUUGAGGUGUUAAAAUAAUUAAAUAAGGAACAUUUAAGGUAUUGAUCUUGUACACUUAAUCUGAUAUAUCAAAAUGUGAAUUAAGCAGAAAUACUCCUUGUAGGAAGGAUUCUGUUUUUAUUACUCUUGAUUUUGUUUGUGUAUUUUUUACUUUAUUUUGUUUUGAAGUGAGGAUGAUAAUUAUUUGGAAGGGAGUUAGAUCUUUGGGAUAAGUAAGCUUCAUGUUUUGAAGACUGCCAUGUGGAGUUGAGUAGUCAUGGUUGUCUUUACUUAGAAAAUUAGUCUGACAAACUUUUCACUUUGGUCACAUAAGUGCCCAUGUACAAAGUUGGCUUAAUGGAUCUGCAUAUUCAGAAUAUGCAACUACACAUUAUCCUCUGAGAAAUCUUCUGAGGAGUCUGAUAUAUUAUUCCAAAUGACUUAUAUUCUCAGAUAAGUGCUUUAAAAUACUUGGGUUAUCUCAAGAUGUUUAAAGGUAAUCAAGUAGAAACACUUACAGGCCAUUUUAAAUGGUAAAUUCUAGUUACAUAAAUAGAAUAUGAAAAUCUGUUUAUAUCUAUAACAGUGUUAGACCAAUAUUUGUUUUCUUCCUCCCCAAUGUUAAAAAUGUUCACUUCUGUUUUUAUAAACCACAUUGUUGUAGAAUCAAUAGAAUUUUACUUAAUUGACUGAAUGGAACCAAUUAAACAAUGAACCUUUUUAUAUAAUGUUAGAGUGUACUUGAAAAAUUGUUUUUGGUGGGAUUUUCAUCUUUGGUUGGAAUAUUAUUUUCAAUGAUGAAGAAUAUGUAAUACUCUUGAUUUUUUUGCUUUCUGACUUAAAGUGCAACAUUAUAUAUCUACAUCAGAGGGGAGAAGGUCAUUUUUCUACCUUAUUUCAUAUUCUUCAAACUAUUUUGAAUAGAGAUUCACUGAGUCAUUGUUGAUAGACUCUGCAUACUAGUUGUGACACUAUAAAAAACAUUUCAAAAAGGUCAUAUAGAAAUGAAUGUAAAGGUUAAUAAAGGCUCUCACUCUAGUCCUAGGAGUAUCUAGUGGAUCUUGGGAACAUAAUCAGAUAAUUAAAAUAUUUCCCUCAUUCUUUGGUUAGGAUUUAGAUGUGAUGAUCCCAGUUCUGUACAGAUUUUUUUUUGGAUCAAUUAAUUAUCAAAAUUAAUGCUGUGCAGGCUAUUAAUUGGGUUCUAAAUUGCUUUCCUUUUUGUUGACCAUUUAAAAGAUUCUAAAGGAAAGACAGCUCUCUAAAAUGUGUCCUGUGGCUUCUUGACAUGUCUGUUGCCUUUUUAUGUUAAGCUAAGGAACUUGAAUGCCUUACCUAAUAACUCGUAAGCUCAUUUUGUAAAUAUGAAAAUGAUUGUUAGAGAAGUGGCAUUCAUGUACUACGCCGGAAAAUACCGUAUACUCAUUGUUAGUCAAUAGACCAUAGUGGCCUGGAUGCUUUAACAAGCAGAAUUCCACAGUUAUUUCCCUCUUUGUUCUUUACAUACUUGUUUAGAGCUUACCUGACCAGUAAUAUUUGAUUCCCCCACCUUCCAACAACCAACCCCCAUGCUACCACCAUUUUCUGGAAAUCAAAGAGAUGUGGUAGUAAAUCACACUGUUCACAUGAUCAUUUUAGAUCAAAAUGAGCACAAAACUCAUCAACUAGAUCUGCCUGGAAUGUAUAUAAAACAGUGUAAAUAAAAAUUUGUAAAUUAGUGUGAAUUGUAUCUUGCAUAUGAGAUUGUGUAUUGUUUUUCAUUAUUUUCCCUUUUAAAGAAAAUUUUCUGUAAAGAACUGAUCCAGUUCUUUGGUUUUAUACUGGAAACAGCCAGCAGUUCAGGCUGCACAGCAGGAUAAGAGGAACUGGAGAUAGGGUUUAUCAGUUUUUGUUAAUGUCAGUACUUAUUAAUGUAGCCUCUCAGUGCCUAAUAUGACUUCUUCAUUCUUUAAUUGUUUUUGUGAGGUUAGAUUCCUGCAAGUGGUCAAUUAAUAUACACAGAAUUUCAUUCCAUGAUUUCAAGCUAAAACAAAUUAAAAUAUAACUUAAUGAUUGCAAACUGAAGUAUUAUCUCUUCCUAUUUCCAAGUUUAACUUUUUUCCUACCAUAAAAAUAUGAAAUUUUUGAUAUCUCAAUGUGAAUCUAAAUCCCAUGUGUACAAGAGAUAUGGUAAAUAAUAGCUGUUAGUUUAACCAAAGCAUAUCUCAUGUGGCUUCUCUAGAUAUAAAGUUGUUUAUUAUGGGAUUGUAAACAACAAAAAGAUGUAAUAUUUUAAUGACUGCUAUUUACUUUUUUGCUGGACUAAAAAUAUUUGAACUUCAUAAAUAUGUAACUAAAACUUCCAGAGUAAAAGAAAAAAGUCUCCCCACACACUUUGUUACAAGUUAAAAAUCUCCACUUUACUAAUCAUACAGGUAUUUCAUUACACAAAGCUUUCUAUAUAAUUUUAAUUGCUUUAUAAUAUGCGAAUACUAUCAGUUUGAUUUUCUGCUUUAAAUUACUUUUAAUAAAAUUGAUAAUGCAUUCUAAAGUGUUACAGAUUUCAGUUGAUAGACAAAGUUAAUAGUGCUUUGUGCUAGGAGAGUUUUGUUAUUGGCAGCAACUUGCACAACUUACACAAAAAGCAAAUGCUAGUAACUGUUAAUGCACAGAUGAAAAUGGAAUUAUAUGUGAUUAAAGAAGUUUUAUAUUUAUUUGAAAGUUAAUUUGCUCUGAUUUUUCUUCAGUUCAGUAGAUUUUAGAAUGACCUUUGACUGGAAACUUAGUUACAUAAGGCAGUCUGUUUCUUCUUAAAGAAAUUAGUUAUAUUGAACUGCCUUUUUAUUUCUUGUUAUAUAACACCUUAUAGCGUUACAUUUUGGGUUUAAUAUCUUUGGACAGAAAAGCAUAUCAGUUAUUUUAAAUGAACCUCCCCCUAUCUUUGAAGCUUAGUCUCCAAAAUGUGUUACUAUAAAAGAAAAUGCUUUGGAUUGCAUUACUUGAAAUCUUGAAAACUGAAAUUAAUAAGAUACAUUACAUAAUGAAUUAGAUUUUUCUGGACACAAUUUUUAUGCUAAAAAUUCUAUUUCAGGAUCACAACUUGAAAUAGAAAAUUUCACUAUUUCAAUUAAAAACUAAUGGUAGUGCUUAUACAGAAGAUCCAUUUGUGUUGGACAUCCAAAAUUAAAGCUUUAAGUAGAUUUCUGUGCUGAAAUCUGCUUUCUCUUCUUACCUAUGCACUUACUAUGCUACUGAUGUUAUAUCAAACCGGUUAAAAUAAAAUGUGUUCAUUAUAAAUCCUAUAGCUUUUCUAGUUACAAAAAAAUUGUGUAAAAUACUCAAUAUUUUUGUUUACAUCUUAAUCCAUUAAAGGUAUAAUUACCCAUUAAUCAUUUUAACAAAUAUAAGAUACUUAUAAAAAUUGAAAAGGCUACAUAGUGUAUUUAAACUAGUUAGUGAUGAAUAAGAAAAAGCUGGAUAAUUUAAGUUGUUACAUUAGUUAAAUAUUAAAACUCUAACAGGAACUUUCAAAGCUAGGUUGAGACUUGAUGGUAUCCAUGUAAAUUAGUUUAUGUGACCUGGAAAAGACCCCCAAAAAGCGGUGGAGAAAAUGUGAAUAUUUGCUUGCUAUUGUUGAGGUGUGCUGCUACUUCAGUUUUGGUAGUGACACACUAACAUUUUUAUUGUCCAAUAAUCUGAAGAAGUUUCCUUUUGUUUGUGCUAAAGUAACUAUAAAUUGGUGGGAUUUGGGAAGGGAAAACUUUUAAACUAUCUAGGAGCCGUUGUACAGCUGGAUGAAGAAGUUUCCAUGAUGUGAAAUAUUUGAAUUUUAAAUAUUAUUAAAAAAAAAAAGAAGAUAUGGCAUCAUUCCAUGUUCAUAAAUGAUAAUUUCAGAUGCAGGAGGAAAAAACCCCAGCGAAUAAUUGUAUGCUAAAUUGGGAAAUUGGUAGAAAGCUUAAAUUUAUGUUUAUCAAAUGUGAACCAUAGUAGUAUAAUGCUGCUUUGUAUAUACUGUAAGUGCUACAAAUAGUCUCAGCACUGAAAAUGUAUUGAUACCUCUCAAACGAAUGCAACUUUUGGAGGUGUUUUGAUAUGCCUCAGAAAGUAUCUGAGAACUUAUUAAUUUGGUAAUGAAGAUACUUCCUGUUUGUUGUUGCAUAUUUUUAUGUUUAAAAUUUAAUUUUUACAUUUUUACUACUGUUAAUUUAAGUAAAACUUGUUCUGUGGACAGAAUGGGGUUGCCAGUGAAGAAAAUAAAAAACAGCCUCGUUCAUGUAACUGCUUACGUAAAAAUAUGUUUUUGCUCAAUGUUCGUAAAUGUUUAAUGAAGCUGUUAGUGUUUCUGUUUAAAAUAUAAGUGAUGUUUAGGCUUUAUUUCUGUUUAAUAAGACCUUUUACCAUUGAUUAAAUGAAGGAAUGUAUCUUUUUGAAGAGAUUUAUAUUCUGUAAAUAAAAAAUUGGUUGUAACAAUAAAGUUGGGUUCUAGUUGCAGCGUCUCCAUAAA
Messenger RNA from Pipistrellus kuhlii (Kuhl's pipistrelle), 6850 nucleotides. RefSeq names its product ethanolamine kinase 1 (gene ETNK1). The record is from RefSeq and is a predicted model, not a curated record. Gene Ontology annotation, molecular function: ethanolamine kinase activity. The transcript has 9 exons. Gene Ontology annotation, cellular component: cytoplasm. Lineage: Eukaryota; Metazoa; Chordata; Mammalia; Chiroptera; Vespertilionidae. The coding region runs from base 261 to 1352 and encodes 363 amino acids. Gene Ontology annotation, biological process: phosphatidylethanolamine biosynthetic process.